AUGGAACACCUUAACAAAGCUCUGCUAAAGGCACUGCAGCUGCGCAAUAUUGAAAAUGAAGGUUCAUUAUCAUCUAACCUGAACACGCCCUUGUUCUUUACUGCUUUAAUGAUCACUAUUGGGUUAUAUUUUACCACUAAAUCUUAUGUUUUUGAAGGUGCCUUUGAAAUUUGCAAUAGGGACAGCUAUUUUUAUACUGCAAUUGUUAUAGUGGUCACCAUUUACUUGGUGCUGUCUCCCUUAGUCUAUGUGACCUGGAAUAAAGACAGUAGAAGGGAGAGGGAGGGA
Messenger RNA from Eptesicus fuscus (big brown bat), 288 nucleotides. RefSeq names its product vacuolar ATPase assembly integral membrane protein VMA21-like. The transcript is spliced from 2 exons. The annotation marks the transcript as partial. The record is from RefSeq and is a predicted model, not a curated record. NCBI's taxonomy places the organism in Eukaryota, Metazoa, Chordata, Mammalia, Chiroptera, Vespertilionidae.